AUGGAGAAGGUUGAGACAGAUGUGCAGAGUAUGGCCACUCAUUUGAAUAACAUCGACACACAGAUCAGCCAGAUUUCCCAGACUGUGAGUACUAUUACUCAACCGGGAAAGUUCCCUUCGAACACCAUUAUAAAUCCCAAAGAUUGCAAAGCUGUGCAGUUGAGGAGUGGAAAAAGUUAUGAUGGACCUGCAAUGCCAGCAGAGGAUAGAGUAACAGAAAAGGGACCUGAAGAGAAGGAGUUAGUCGAGGAAGUUGAGACCGAGACAGUACAUAUUACUUCCCCACCUAAGGAGAACGCGGUCCCAACUCUACCUACAACACCUGCAGACGCUCACACUCCCACCGACGUGAGGAUUCCCUAUCCUCAACGUGUGCAGAAGAAGAAGACAGAUGCACAGUUCUCGAGAUUCUUUGAUAUAUUUAGGAAGGUGCAGAUAAACAUCCCAUUGGUGGAGGCACUACAGCAGAUGCCGAGCUAUGCCAAGUUUCUGAAGGAUGUGGUUUCCAACAAGAGGAGAUGGAUGGAGUAUGAGACGGUGAAUUUGACUGAAAGCUGCAUCGCCAUUAUUCAGAAGAAGUUGCCAGCUAAAUUGAAGGAUCCUGGAAGUUUUACCAUCUCUUUGCAUAGUGGGAGAUUGUCAAGAAGGGAGAGCGUUAUGUGA
Molecule: messenger RNA, 663 nt
Organism: Salvia splendens (bonfire salvia)
Lineage: Eukaryota; Viridiplantae; Streptophyta; Magnoliopsida; Lamiales; Lamiaceae
Exons: 1
Coding region: 1-663 (220 amino acids)
Source: RefSeq, a predicted model, not a curated record